Molecule: messenger RNA, 968 nt
Organism: Mercenaria mercenaria
Lineage: Eukaryota; Metazoa; Mollusca; Bivalvia; Venerida; Veneridae
Exons: 5
Coding region: 129-821 (230 amino acids)
Source: RefSeq, a predicted model, not a curated record
CCGUGUUAAAUUGCAAAAUGCCAAAUGCAUAUUGUCAGUAUAUAAAACCAUGGAGGCAGUAUAGAGAUAGAGUGCAGAUUGUGGGAUAGAAAAUUUAUAGAUUGCUCCAUAUAUUAAAAUGGUGAAGAAUGACAGCUCGGAAUGAAACCUCGAAACAUGGGGCUGGCUCAGAGAAGAAUAAGAGGCAAGAUGAGCAGGCAGCUGGUUCUCAUGACGAUGUUAGUUUCAAGCUUCAGUCAGACAGAUUUAGAUGGAGUUUUGAAGAUCCAAUGCAUAACUAUAUCAAGCUACAGAAAAUGAGAGACAAAGAGGAAAGAGUAAAAGAACUUCAGUCUAUGCUUGAAACAUCUAGCAGUUCUUCUGAAAGCUCUGACGACAGUUCAGGCACUUCCCACAGAAAACAUAAACAAAGAUCCAGGUCAGAAUCUAGUAAAUCUCACAGAAAGCAUAAACAAAGAUCCAGGUCAGAAUCUAGUACAUCUCACAGAAAGCAUAAACAAAGAAAAGAAGAUAAACCAAGAAAAAAGGAGAAAUACAAGUCUGAAGUCUGGAUAGAGAAAAGAGAUGAUAAAAAUGACACAGAUAAGAAAAAAAGAAAGAGGAGAAAGGAUUAUAAACAACACAAAUCAAAAAAGCGGAAAGGAGCUGAUGAUGACGUGAGAACAGAUUAUCAUGUUGACACAUAUUCACAACAAGGUACCACAGUGAAAGAGGAAAAUUCAGACAAGACAGAAAAAUUUAGUCCAAAUGAAACUAUACACAGAGGAGAGAGAAAAUAUAAGAAGUCCAAGCAUCGUCAUAAAAAGGACAAACAUUCAUAAGUGAUUAAACUGAACUUUUAGUUAUAGAAAAAAGAAAAGACUUCGAAAUUCCAUUUUAGCUUAAGAAGGUGUUGAUCAUCAGCAUUGUCUAUAGUUUUUUGUUUAAGUCUGUUUUUCUUGAAAACUGUAAGAGAGACAGCCUUGAAA